UGACAACCCAUCUACCCAGUAUUCUAUUCUACAUAAACAACUACCUGACCAGAGCUUUUCCCAUCUACAAAAGACUAUUGUUACUCCGAGACUGAUACUACACACCUUGUAUACCAUCUGAUUGCAACACCACCACCAACAUGACGCCCACCACGCUCAGCAUCGUCGUCCAAAACAACUCGACGGCGGCCCAGCUGUACGCCUACGUGACGGGCACCGCGGACUCGGGCCUCUUCUUCCUCAGCGCCGACGGCGUCACGCCGUACUACCCGCCCUCGCCGUCGGCCACGCUGCAGCCGCUGGGCCAGGACUGCGCCGUGGCGGUCGGCGGGCCGGGCCAGAGCCGGACGCUGACGAUUCCGCGGCUGGCCGGCGCGCGGGUGUGGUUCGGCCUGGACGCGCCGCUGACGUUUCUGCUGAACCCGGGCCCGGCCGUGGUCGAGCCGUCGGCGACGAACCCGGCGGACAAGAACUACAACGUCAAGUGGGCGUUUGCGGAGCUGACGCUCAACGAGGCGGAGCUGUACGUCAACGUCUCGUACGUGGAUUUCUUCAGCGUGCCGGUGUCGCUGCGGCUGGAGAACGGAAAGGGGGAAGUCAGGAGCGUGGAGGGCAUGCCGGCCGGGGGGCUGGACGAGGUGUGCGACAAGUUGACUGCGCAGGGGGCCAAGGACGGCAAAGGGUGGGAGAAGCUGGUGGUCAAGACGGCGGACGGCAAGGCGAACCUGAGGGCGCUGAGCCCGAACGCGGGCGGCGUCAUGUUCCCCGGCCUGUUUGACGGGUACUACGACGGGUACGUGGACGCCGUGUGGACGCGGUACAAGAGCGAGGACGUGGUGGUGAACAUGCAGUUUGCCGACUGGGGCGAUGCCGUGGGCAGGGUCGACGCCUCCGGGGAGAAGCUGGUGUUUUCCAACGGCGGCGGCACGUUUGCGAAGCCCUCGGCGGCGGACAUCUUUUCGUGCAGCACCGGUCCGUUUGCCGGCGGUGAGGACGUGUCGCCGAAGCAGCUCAACGUCGGGGCGAGGCUGGCGGCGGCGCUCAACAGGAGCACUUUGUUGCUGGACGGGCCGCACCCGGAGGGGGACGAUGUUAGUGAGUAUUAUCUGGAUCCGGUGACGAACCACUACUCGCGGGUGUGUCAUGAGGUGAGCAUUGGGGGGAGGGGUUAUGCGUUUCCGUAUGAUGAUGUUGGCAAGACGGGGGGCGAGGACCAGAGUGGGUUUUUGAAUGAUGGGGACCCAAAGGUUUUGACCAUUGGGGUUGGGGCGCCUCUUUGAAGUGGUGAUGAUGAUGGUGAUGAUGUGGGAGGGAGGAUUGAAGAGAUUUGUAUAUGGAGGGAAUGUUUUGUAUAUAUGGAGUG
Molecule: messenger RNA, 1363 nt
Organism: Trichoderma reesei QM6a
Lineage: Eukaryota; Fungi; Ascomycota; Sordariomycetes; Hypocreales; Hypocreaceae
Product: glycoside hydrolase family 64
Exons: 1
Coding region: 141-1280 (379 amino acids)
Source: RefSeq, a predicted model, not a curated record